Vespula vulgaris is the source of this 4817-nucleotide messenger RNA. RefSeq names its product crossover junction endonuclease EME1 (gene mms4). Gene Ontology annotation, cellular component: nucleus; Holliday junction resolvase complex. The coding region runs from base 2431 to 3885 and encodes 484 amino acids. The transcript is spliced from 4 exons. Gene Ontology annotation, biological process: double-strand break repair; resolution of meiotic recombination intermediates; mitotic intra-S DNA damage checkpoint signaling. The record is from RefSeq and is a predicted model, not a curated record. Lineage: Eukaryota; Metazoa; Arthropoda; Insecta; Hymenoptera; Vespidae.
UCGUGAAAUAAUUUUCACAAAGAAAAUAUACUGAUUUGCACUUUUUGUAGUGAAAAACCAUCUGUACGGAAAAUCUCACGGCUGCCGGAAGAAGGGACCAGAUAUAGAUUUUUUUUACCACCAAGUAUUUAAAAAAACUUUCUUUUAAAUUGUAUUGUAUAGGAUGAAGUGUUGUCCUUUAUAUAUCGUUCGAGUAUAAUUACAAAUCAUUUAUCCUAAAAAUGCACAUAAAAAGAUAUAUAUAUAUAUAUAUAUAAUUUUUAUCUCUUAAUAAUUUUUAUUAUAUGUAGUCUAUUAUAUACUCAUUCUAUUUGAUUAUGACUUAUAGGAUGUAGUAUAUUAUUUGGUAAUAUUAGAAAAUUAUAUAUAUGAACGCAUGUUGUGUAUAUGUAUUUUUAAUCCUUUAUUAUAACUUUUUUUUUUUCUUUUUUUUUCCCCAUAUAGGAAACAUGUUACAGUAGACAACACAAUAUUGAUAAUGGAUUAAUACAUCAAUAUACAAUUAAAAACCCUUAUCCGGCCACCGUAUUAAAUUUCUUUACAUUAAUUCAAUCUAUAGAAAAAAUAUCAUCUUGCAAUUGAUAAAAAAUAUAAAAAAUAAAACUUAAAUUAUACUAUAUCACAUUUACUAAAAUAUUUGUGAUAGCAUUAAUAAAAAGGAAAAGCGCAAGAAAAGUAAUGCAGACAAUAUAGUAGAUUAUUAUAACAAAAUUGUACAAUUGUGUGAAGGGGUUUAAAAAUUUUAUAAAUUUAUGAAAUAUAAAAAGCACAUUUUUCAUGAGUAUACGUGGCACGACUUGAGAAUUACGUAAAAUAUGCUAGGCAAGUAAAAAAAUAAAUAUAAUUGAGUGCCUAGCUAUAUCCAUUAUUUUGAAACAAAAUGAUGGUCACAUACUUUUUCUUGUACGGGUAAGUGUAAGGUAAAAAUAUAAAUUGCACAUACAUACGAGUGUUUGUAAUUCUGAAUGAUUUAAUAGCGCGCGCGUGUGAUAUUUCUCUUAUAGUAAUAUUAAACUGAACUUUGUAACAUUUGUAAAAAACAAAAAACAAAAGAAAGAGCUGGACUUUUGUUCAUAUGGAAAAAACUGUAUUGAUAUACAGAUUAGUGAACAAUUCGAUUUAAGUUAUGAAUAUUAUAAAAUUGCAUAAAUAUCCUUUAAUAUUUUUUCUAUUUAAUUAUCAGUAUGGAUUUAUGAUAAUAGAAAAUUUCGAUAAAUUAUCCUAGCAAAUAAUAAUGAAUGAGAAUUAAAGGAUGAUGAGCCAAGGCAAAAGAUGAUAUAUAAGUUCAUAAAUAAUAAUAAUUAAAAGUAGUAAUGUGAUGGAGAUAUGUCGUAAUUGUUAAAUUGUAUUUACAUUGGAUUUGGUUUCAUUGAAAGUACUUUCUUUUACUAUUUUCAUAUAUAAGUUAUCUCAUUUAAUUCAUAACAAUGUUUUUCAAUAAUUAUUAAUAUGUAUUUUUAUCGAAUGAUUACUUUGUAUUUUUCUGUAUGUAAGCAAGCAUAAUAACAGUAGUAAUAAUAAUGAUUAUUAUAAGAAUUUUGUUUUAUAUCAUCUUUCACAAAAUCAAAAAAUCUAUCAUAUUUCGACUAUUGUAUUGGUGAAUCACAGUCAUAAUGUUUUGUAGCAUGAGUAUCCUGUUGAUCAAAAUUAUUUUCCUUCACAUACAAAGAGGUGCAGCAAAUAUUACUCUAAAUUUGUUGUAAUAACUAUAUUUAAUAUAACUCCUAUAACUGUAGACAUUUAGUAACAUCUAUCUAUUUUUUACUUUGUUAUAACUUCAUAUCAGACAGUAGUUUCCUUUAUGUUAGUUAUACAUAUAUUCGUACUCUCUUUUUUCUAUUAUUUAAUAUCUCUGAUCAUAGUUUUCUUUCGUAAAUUAUAUUACUACCAUUAUCAUAACUAUUAUUAGAAUUAUUAUUAUUAUAAGACUUUAUAUUAUCCGGGUCAAAAUAUCCCAAAUAAAAUUCAUCAUCGCUACUUCAAAAAUUCUCAAAUUUAUUAUUCAUUUCUCUAUAUACUAUUUGAAAGUAAUUAUUUGCAAAACAUUAAAACAAAAACAUGUAUUAAUAAUGAGAAGUUAAUAAUAGAAUGUUAAUAACAGGAAUUAAUAACAAUGCAAUACAAGAACUAAAAUUUCGUGACAUAAGGUCAUUUCUGUUGGGACUGGGUAUAAGAUAUCUGUUCGAAUUAUUUUUAUUAGCACAAAGACUAACGUAUGAUCAAUCAAUUAUUAUCUAGAAAUCCUAAUUCUAUUGAUUAAGUAUCCAAGAUUCAUCUUCUAUCAAAAAAUAUUUAAUGUAUUGGUGGAAAAAUACUUUAAAACUGUCUUUCCUAUAUGAUUAUGAAAACGGAUAAAGAAUCCAAAUUAUAAUUAAAAUAUUUGUAUAAAAUGAUACAUUUGAAAAUGAUUCAAUUUUAAAAGAAAUAAAAAUGUCAGAAGUAAUUAUAUUAAGUGAUUCGAACGAAUCAGAUUCGUUGAUGAAUACUCCAAUUAAUGAAAAAAUAGGAAAUUCUCAACAAGACUCUGUGUCUGAUGAGUUUGAUUUUCCUGAAGUUCAGUUUGAUUAUAUUAGUAAUAAAAAUAAUAUUACUGAUACAAACAAACCAUGUCAAAGACAAUACGAUAUAAAUAAUUCUAAAUCAUUGAAUGUUAUUUCAAAUGUUGAAACUAGUAAUGAGAUAUUUACAAGUGCAUUUUCUAGAAAGAGAUUUUAUACUCAUGAUAUGUCUGAUUCUUUUGAAUCUGAUCAAUAUGAAAAAAAUAUUUACACUAGUCAACAAUUGAUUAAAGAACCAAUAAAAAAAAGUAAAAAUAAAUUGAAAGAAGAACGUCUUAAAAGACAAGAGAACUUAAUAAAAGAAAAAACAUUAAAAGCAAUAACAGCUAAAAAAUUAAAAAAUAUUAGACCAGGUGAAUGUAUGAAAUUUAUGAAAGUAAUUUUAGAUAAAUAUAUAAAAGAAUAUAAUUUUUAUCCAGAAAUUCUAGUAACAUUAAAGGAUACAAAUGUAUCAUAUAAUUUUAUUUCACAAUUAAUUCCUAAAAGUAUAACUUGGGAGAGAAGUAUAGAAAAAGAUAGCAUAGAUGAAAAUAAUAAAAUAUACACAGAAAUUAAUAAGCAAACUGAAAAAUAUAUAAUUGUUAUUUGGAAUUGGAAUGAGGUAGUAGAAAAAUUAAUGGAUGAUAGUUUUUGUACAAGUAUUUCUUACAUAAGGACUUUAUUGCCAGAUUAUAAUAUGACCUUAGUUAUUUUUGGUAUACAAGAAUACUUUCUAUAUUAUAAGAAAAAGAAUAAAUUAAAAAAUAAUAAGGGUUCAGGAAGUAAGUCAUCUAAUGAGACUAAAGACUUUAAAAUAUAUAAGGAAUCUCCAGAAAUUUCAAAACAACAACUAGAAGUGUGUCUUGCUGAAAUUCAAAUAAUUAAUAAAUGUAACAGUAGACUUAUUGAAAAUGCAGCCGACUUAGCAUUAAUGAUUUAUCAAUAUACCAAAGCUAUUGCUGAAAUACCAUAUAAAUUAGAAAAGAAACAACAUUUUGACAAAGAAUAUAAUUGGUACAUAGCAGGAGACAAUAAAGACACAGUACGAGUAGAUAAAGAUGGAAAUGGAUUGAAAAGAUUAUGGCAGCAACAACUUUGCCAAUUUAAUUUGAGUAGCUUAGAAAUUGCAGAAGCAAUUUGUUCUGUAUAUAAAAGUCCAGCUCAAUUAGUUGAGGCUUAUAUGAAUUGUACAUCUGCAGAUGGUAGCAAAUUAUUAAAAGAUCUUCCUAUUAGAAGAGCAGUAGGACCCCUUACAACAACCAGGCGAGUUGGUCCUGAAUUAAGUAAAAAAGUUCAUAUCAUGUUUACUUCUGAAAAUGGUGAUGUUUUUCUUGGUAAUAAUGAUUAAAGAUAUAUUUUUUAUCUGCGUUAUCAUUUACUAUUAAAAAGUUAUAGUGAAAUAUGAUGAAUGUUUGUUACAUCAUAAGAUUUUUAAUUUGUGUAUCCAUGUAAUGCAUUAUACAAAUUUUCAAUAUAUGACUACACAAAACAUUUUUAUAAAUUUAUAAUGUAUAUAUAUAUUUAUUAAUAAAUUUUAUAACACUUACUUUAUUUUAUACAAAAUAAUUUAUUUAAUAUUGUUAUAUUUUAAUAAAACCAAGUCAUAAAACACACCUAAAUUUUAUUAAAUAUACUACAUAUAAAAAAACGAUGAAAAUAUAUAAUUAUAAUGAACAGAUCUUUAACUUAAAUUAUCUCAUAUUGAAUAUAAGAAACAAAAAAACAUGAGAAUGUAAAGAUAUAUAAGAACACAUAAUAGUUUGUAUGACAUCUGAUUCAAUUUUCAGUAUAAAUGUGUACAAUAUGUUAAGUUGUAUACAAAUACAAUAAUAUAUUGUAUAUACAUCACAGGAAACAACUUUGCAUAACUAUAAUUAUAAUAAGACUAGAUAAAAUAAUGGUUCAUAGUAACUGUGAGAUAAUAUAUAAGUGCAUUGAAAAACUUUAUAAGUCAAGAAUUAUACAUAAAUGUUGUAUGAAAUAAAAUAACACAUAAAUGGUGGUAAAAAAAUUAUUUUUAUAAAUUAAUAAAUAAUUGUGAAAGAUAUUUAUUAUGGAAUUUCUAAGAAAAUAGUUUUGUGUUUUUUGAAUAUCACCAGUAGGAAUAGUAUAAUUACUUUAUGGUGAAGCCCAUUAAUUUGUACAUUUUACAAUCUAUAUUGAAAAUAAUCCUAAGAUCAAAACUAUUCUUUGAGAAAAAAGCAAUUCUACUUUAUAUAAAAGAACACAAUAAAAAGUGAUAUUCAAACAGAUAAUAUAUAUGUAAACUUUGAUAUAUCA